CGUACCUUAUGUUAUGCCACAGCUUACAUUUAGGAGUAGCUAUAUACGUACAAACAAAAAUAAUGGUUGUCUUCCAGUAACUGAAAGGUCCACUGAUAAGCUCGGAUAUGAUAAUAUAAUACCUGAAAUGCCACAAUGAAAUGCACUCCAUCAUGCACUCCAAUACCGUUAUAUAUUAUACUAUAUUCCAGUAAGGUUCGUGGUGUUGCUGCCUUAAGCGACUGCACGACCUGCAAAGAAUAAAAUCAACAAUUAUAGUGAUCCUUUUGUAAUUCAGACAUGAUGUGAACAAAGAUCACAAUGAAUAUUGUGUUGAAAAAUCGAAGGUUAAAUGAAUACAUUGUUUAUGUGAAUAGCUAAAGCUUAUAAAAUUUGUGCGCCAUUAACCUGAAGCAACUCAUUUUGUACAUAAGCCUAUUAAGCGUAGGCAUAUUUUUUAUUAAAAUAAAUAAUCAAUGUAACUAUAGCAGUGACUGGCGUUGCUAUGCGAUAAGACACACAAUUGGUAGCUUUACAAUUCCAUUAAAAAAACAAGAUGGAGGUUAAAGUCAUCGUUAUGCUGUUUGUAACCAUCUGUUCUGUUGAGUCAGAUACAUUUUCAAUCAGAUUGGUCGGUGGAAGUACAAUCUAUGAAGGACGUGUUGAGAUAUAUUAUAACGGAGAAUGGGGAACGGUUUGUAAUGAUCGCUGGGACUUAGAUGAUGCUCUUGUGGUCUGUCGUGAAUUGGGCUAUGGAUAUCCAGUGCAGACACUCAUUUAUGGAUACCAAGGAGAUACAUAUCAAAGCAUCCUUUUAGAUGAAGUCGACUGCAGUGGUUGGGAGUCUAGGCUUUCGUCGUGUUCACAUCCAGCGUUAGGUGAACAUGACUGUGCACACAUUGAGGACGUAGCGAUUGAAUGUUCUCCAGAUUUUACAGUCCGACUAGCUGAUGGAAUUGCAGAUUUUCAAGGUCGUCUUGAGAUCUAUUAUGAAGGAGAAUGGGGAACGGUGUGUAAUGAUGGGUGGGACUAUAAUGACGCACGUGUGGUUUGUAAUCAGCUAGGCUAUGGAUAUCCAUUGCAGUCCCUCAUCAGUUCUGGAUACCAAGGAGAUACAUAUCAACGGAUCUUUUUAGAUAAUGUUGACUGCAGUGGUUCAGAGUCCAGCCUUCCAUGGUGUUCACAUUCAACCAUAGGCGUACAUAACUGUGGUCAUAGUCAAGAUGUGGCGCUUGAGUGUUCUUCAGGUUUCUCAGUCCGAUUAGCUGAUGGAACUUCAAUGUAUGAAGGUCGUCUUGAGAUAUAUUAUAACGGAGAAUGGGGAACCGUUUGUAAUGAUUAUUGGCAUUAUGAAGAUGCACUCGUUGUUUGUCGUGAACUAGGCUUUGGAAAUCCAGUGCAGACCCUCAUCAGUACUGGAUACCAAGGAGCACUCCAAAGCAUACUUUUAGAUGAUGUUAACUGCAGUGGUUUGGAGUCUAGUCUUUCGUCGUGUUCACAUUCAACCAUAGGUGUACAUGACUGUACCCACGCUAAGGAUGUGGCUCUUGAAUGUUCUGCUGCUUUGUUUGAUGUUCAUACAGAUUUUACAGUCCGACUAGCUGAUGGAAUUGCAGAUUUUCAAGGUCGUCUUGAGAUCUAUUAUGAAGGAGAAUGGGGAACGGUGUGUAAUGAUGGGUGGGACUAUAAUGACGCACGUGUGGUUUGUAAUCAGCUAGGCUAUGGAUAUCCAUUGCAGUCCCUCAUCAGUUCUGGAUACCAAGGAAAUAUAUCUCAACGGAUCUUUUUAGAUGAUGUUGACUGCAGUGGUUCAGAGUCCAGCCUUCCGUGGUGUUCACAUUCAACCAUAGGCGUACAUAACUGUGGUCAUAGUCAAGAUGUGGCGCUUGAGUGUUCUCCAGGUUUCUCAGUCCGAUUAGCUGAUGGAACUUCAAUGUACGAAGGUCGUCUUGAGAUAUAUUAUAACGGAGAAUGGGGAACCGUUUGUAAUGAUUAUUGGCAUUAUGAAGAUGCACUCGUUGUUUGUCGUGAACUAGGCUUUGGAAGUCCAGUGCAGACCCUCAUCAGUACUGGAUACCAAGGAGCACUCCAAAGCAUACUUUUAGAUGAUGUUAACUGCAGUGGUUUGGAGUCUAGUCUUUCGUCGUGUUCACAUUCAACCAUAGGUGUACAUGACUGUACUCACUCUGAGGAUGUUGCUCUUGAAUGUUCUUCAGAUUCAUCAACAUUGGUAAUUCGUCUAGCAGGUGGACCUUCGAGCUACGAGGGACGUCUUGAAGUCUACUAUGGAGGAGAAUGGGGAACAGUGUGUGAUGAUGGGUGGGGUGAAGUAGAGACACGUGUUGCUUGUCAUCAUUUAGGCUAUGGGUAUCCAGUGCGGACCCUUAUCGAUUCUAUAUACCAAGGAUCAUAUGAUCAAAGCAUCGUUUUAGAUGAUGUUGACUGCAGUGGUUGGGAAUCCAGUCUUUCGUCGUGUUCACGUUCACCAUUAGGUGAAGCAAACUGUAUUCACACUGAGGAUGUAGCUAUUGAAUGUUCUCUAGUACGCCUUGUUGAUGGAUUUAAUGCAAAUACCGGUCGAUUGGAAAUUCUUGUUGGUAAUGCGUGGGUACAAAUUUGCAGUCGUUACUGGAGUGAUACUAAUUCAGGUGUUGCUUGCAGAGAGUUGGGCUACAGCGGAGCUGAAACCUUAGUCGGUGGCGACAACAUUCCAGCUAGUCCGGGCUCAGUGUCAUCUUGGUAUAGCUUCGACUGCAAUGGUUAUGAAAGUAGUCUUCUAGAUUGUACUCAAUAUUCUGUUAGCUACUACUGCUAUUAUGAAGAAGUAAAACUACAAUGCACAGACACCUAUGGCGUUCAAGGCGAUGUACAAUUGUUUGGAGGUUACGAUGUAGAUCAAGGGAAUCUUGAAGUAUAUAUAUAUGGCACUUGGGGGACCGUGUGUUCAAACAAUUGGGACAACGACGCUUCAGACAUUGCUUGCAGACAACUUGGUUAUGAUAGAGCUGAAGAAGGUCAGCACUAUUCGUACUUAUACUCAUACGACGGAGCAUAUAAACCAAUCCAUACACUAAGAAUUGAGUGUACUGGAGAAGAGUCUCAUCUGAGUGAUUGUUAUUUCAACACUGACGACACUGCAGAUGGCUGUACACAUGAUGAUGACGUUGCAGUAAAGUGUGUGCAUGAAGGAUUAUCCGGUAUCUUUAUUGCAGCAAUCAUUGCUGGAGUCAUUGUGCUUGGGGGAAUCUUGGUGUGCGUGUGCUAUCAUUGCUGUAAGAAAAAGACUUCACUACCUUCAAACGCAGUUGCCAGUCACCCACCAGUAGCAAACGUUUCCCUACAGGUCCAAAAUAAAGGGUAUCAGCCUAGUCCGAGUAAUCCUUCAGCCCCACCAUCGACGUGGCCAUCAGCACCACCGCCCACAUAUAAUGCUGUUGUCAACAAUCCAAAUCGUUCGGAUUACUUACCACAUUCAGUGGAAAAUGCUCCACCGGCUAUUAUACCAUACCAACCACCCUUCAAUCCGGGUGUUUACCAAACGACAUACGGUGGUGGUGAAAUGCCCAGUAAUAUCGCAGGGGGUAACGUUAUAUACAAUCCUCCCCAACCUUCAAAAUAAAAUUUCUGGCACCAUUCGUUGUUAGGCUUAGCAAGUCAUUUAGUCUUUUUACAAGUUGAACGAUUAUAAACAUGAAUAUAGUACAUUUUGAAACACUAAAUCAUUUAUGACCUAUGUGUUGUAUCCGCAUUACCGGUAUAGAGUUUAUCGCACUUCAUAUAGCAAUAGAUAUUUAAUUUGCUAAACGUAACAUAGACAUUAUAAGAUAGUAUAAUACAUACCCCAAGUAUCAAAAUGCACGCCAUCGUGUCGGGAUUCAAUAUUUCAACAUUAAUUGUGCCAUCAUCACGAAUGUGAA
Anneissia japonica is the source of this 3896-nucleotide messenger RNA. RefSeq names its product deleted in malignant brain tumors 1 protein-like. NCBI's taxonomy places the organism in Eukaryota, Metazoa, Echinodermata, Crinoidea, Comatulida, Comatulidae. Gene Ontology annotation, cellular component: membrane. The transcript is spliced from 11 exons. Bases 536 to 3598 code for a protein of 1020 amino acids. The record is from RefSeq and is a predicted model, not a curated record.